Symbiodinium necroappetens is the source of this 1461-nucleotide messenger RNA. The record is from the annotation of a GenBank genome assembly. NCBI's taxonomy places the organism in Eukaryota, Dinophyceae, Suessiales, Symbiodiniaceae.
AUGGCUUCGGCCGUGGGAGCUAUAACAGCCGAGAGGGAGCAAGUGGGCUACUACAUUGUGACCUUCGGAGCAAAGAUCGCCUACUGUGCGACCUUUGUGUUCAUCCGGGCCGAUGAGUACCACAAGACCUUAACUGACGUCCUUCGAAAAGUUUCGGUCUCCAACGUGGGGAUGAUCAGUAUCUUGCGUGGCAACUUCGACAUCAUCCUUCCCUGUGUCAUGGAUUCGGCGGGGCGCUGCAGGCUGCCUCAGAGCUACUCCGGGGACAUGUUAAAGCUGGAGAAGAUGCUUGGUAACUCCGUCGCCGGCCGAAACUUGGCGGAUCUCCUCCAUGAGCAAAGCGACAAAGUGGAGUUCACGCAGUAUCUGCGUAACGUGGUGAGGCAGGCAGACUGCCCGCAGGCUUUCAGCGAGGCGACCUUGACGACCUCUGGGCUUUGGAGCUGUGGGGCAGGUGUGAUGCCUCCCAUUGCGCAGGUUCUUCACAGCAAGAUGACGGGAGCAUCCCAGGUACGACUCAACGCUAUCCUUCACCUCUCAGUGGUGCCGCGCUCUGCCGUGAGCCAUGGAAAGGAACGACACCUUGUAGCUGCAAUUCAACUCACGGAGGCGGCGGAGGAGGAGACAUCGAAGGAGUUGGAGCUGGGCUUCGAGAGUUUCAAGGCUUCGGAACGACAGACUUCCGCCACCUCCACCACCUUCACCGAUGCUCAGAGUGGAAUCGUGGCAAACUUGGCGGACCUCAACAAGCUAGGAGCCUCUGCGCUCCUGGGCUCCUCGGAGGAGGGCACUGAGGAGGGGGAGGGCAGUUGGGAAGGCUCCCAGAGCUGUAACUUCUCCCACUUCGGCGCCUUCCCUCAAGGCCUGGAUGAGACCUCUGCCUUCGACGCCCGGAUCUGUGGGCUCUGGGAAGGCACCACCAGCGAAGAGUUGGGGUCUUACACGCAGAAGGUUGAGUUCAGCCACGAUUGCAAGCAUGCUAAGAUCUCGGUCAUGGAUCACACCUUGGAUGCGCGCUUCCGCAUGAACUGCUCGGUGGAACCCAUGCAGCUGGACAUCCAGGUGAUCCCAUCAGGGGCGGAUGAGUCGCCACCGCCGAUCCCCUACAUUUUCAAGUUCAAUCCCGACGGCUCGCUCUGCUUGUGCGGCCCAUCGGACAGUCGCUUACGCCGUCCGACAGGAUUCAAAGGCCCUGGCCUGUGCAUCAUGCAGCGCGCCAAGCCUGAGAUGACAAGGAUGCUAGAAUCAGAACCAGCGCAUGCACCGCCGCUCCCGAAGAAAAUUCACAGCUCGCCGCCUGAGCCUGAGCCAGAGUUUAUGAGGAACUUCACCGAAGAGGCCCAACAAGAGCAACUCCGUAUCCAGGAAGCUGCUGCAGCGCAAUGGAGGGAUCCAGCCCUUGCAGCAUCCGUUGCCUUGGCCAUCACCAGCACCAUCAUUGCUGUGCGGAAGUCAAUUUGA